AUGCUGAGCCCCAAGCCCCGGCUGCUCCGUGCCCACCAAGUGCCCGAGAGUUACCGGGAGCCGGGAAUUCUCUCCGGGUACCGCCCGCCCCGGAGCUCGGCCUCCGAGUGCCUGCUCAGCCUCUUUGGGAUGAACAACGAGACCCUCAACAUCUGGACACACCUGGUCGCUGCCGGGUAUUUCCUCUGGCUGCUCCUGGCACGGCUCUGGGAUUUUUGGGAGGAUCCGGGGGCGGGGCCGUUCCUGGCUUACCUGGGCACGUGCGCCCUGUACCCGCUGGCCUCGAGCGCUGCCCACACCUUCGGGGCCAUGGGCGGGCACGGCCGGCACCGCGGCUACUGCUGCGACUACGGCGCGCUCAGCCUGUACGGCCUGGGCUCGGCGCUGGCGUAUUCCGCCUACGUCUUCCCUCCGGAAUGGGUCGGGAGCACAUUCCAUGAUUUUUAUAUUCCCAUGGCUGUGUUCAACUCCGUGCUCAGCACCGGCCUGUCCUGCUAUUCCAGGUUUCUGGAGGCGGAGCAGCCCUGCCUGAGCAAAGCUUCCCGAACUUUGGCCUUUGUGUAUCCCUACAUUUUCGACAGCAUCCCAGUUUUCUACAGGCUCUCCCGGAGCUGCUCCGAGGGCUCGCUCCCGCUGCAUUCCCGGCACAGCCUCUGCGCCCUCCUCACCUUCCUGAGCUUCACCUCCCACCUGCCCGAGCGCCUGGCGCCCGGGAGCUUCGACUUCAUCGGGCACAGCCACCAGGUUUUCCACGUCUGCGGGAUUUUGGGAACGCUCUUCCAGCUGGAAGCCAUCUCCAUGGACAUGGCGGAGCGGCGGGGCCGCUUCCCACUUCCCUCUUCCCUGAAAACCUUCGGAUCCCUGGGAAUGGGAGCAGCCGCCAGCCUGGCCAUCCUCGGGAUCUGCUUCCGCAGCCUCCGCCCGGAGCCUCUUUCCCGGGAAAAAUCUCACUAG
Molecule: messenger RNA, 954 nt
Organism: Cinclus cinclus
Lineage: Eukaryota; Metazoa; Chordata; Aves; Passeriformes; Cinclidae
Gene: PAQR5
Product: progestin and adipoQ receptor family member 5
Exons: 7
Coding region: 1-954 (317 amino acids)
Cellular component (GO): membrane
Molecular function (GO): signaling receptor activity
Source: RefSeq, a predicted model, not a curated record